AAAUAACAAAUAUACAAAAUAUAACAAAUAAUAUUAUCCAUAGGUAAAUGUGUUGCACGCCGCAGUGCCGCACGGUAAAUAUUUAUUAUUUAAAACUAUAGCUGCACAAUUAUUUUAUAUUUAUUUGAAAUGUGAAUUUGGUAUUUGUGAAUUAUUUGUUAUUUCUUAUAAGGAAAAAUUGCCUAUAGAGAAUAUCCGACUUCUACAAGUGAUUUAUAAUGACUAAUCCAAAAUCUUUUCUACACGAAUGGUGUGCAAAAAAUAAUUUGGAACCACAGUUUGAAACAAAUCAAGCCGGUACAAAGUUUAAUCUGCGGUUUAUAUGUGAAGUUACUGUAAGUGGACAUAAUUAUGUAGGUGUAGGAAAUUCAACUAAUAAAAAAGAUGCUCAAGGAAAUGCAUCAAAAGACUUUCUUUUAUACUUGACACGGCAAGGAUUAGUAUCUGCUGAUUCUAUACCAAAUAAUUUUAUUGCUGGACCUACUUCAAAUGAUUCGACGGUUAAUUCAUCCCCAAGAUUAAUGAAUAAUAUGCCACCAAAAUCUGUAUAUCAACAAGGCCAAAAUCCUAAUAUGCUCGGCGAGGCUUAUCUACCAAUGGGGAAAACAGAUUUUCAGUUUAAAGAUUUUUUAAAUGAUGAAAGUAAAGUUGAAGAGGCAGAAAAUUUAGAUGUAAAUGCUGCUGUACAUGGAAAUUGGACAAUUGAUAAUGCCAAAUCACGUUUAAAUCAAUUUAUUCAGUCUAAUAAGUUAAAAAACGUUGAUUACAAAUAUAGUUUCAUGGGGAAGAGUUUUGUUGCUGAAAUGUCAAUAUAUGUUACCAAACUUGGAAGAAGUGUAACUGCUCAUGAAAGUGGUUCAAAUAAACAAUCAGCAUCUAAAAGUUGUGCACUUUCUUUGAUUCGCCAAUUAUACCAUUUAGGUGUUAUUGAACCAUUCUCAGGAUCUUUAAAAAAAACCGUUUUAAACAUAGUAGAACCGUAUGAAGUUAACGUUGAUCCUUUGAUCUUAAACAAAGUAUAUGAUAUACUGAAAGAGUUUAAUAUUGAACCUGUAAUCAAGAAGGAUGAUAUUGUUAUUGAACCUGAAACUACAAUUUCAUUAAUUUCUAAUCAAGUGCUUGCGGAAUUUAAUGAAUCAAAACCAAUUAGAUUAACAGGAGUUAUUUCAUGGUCACCACCUCAAUCAAAUUGGAAUCCUUGGUUGGCUAUAAAUAUUGAUGAAGGUCCUUUAGCUACUGCAACUUUAGAUCAAUUAAGUGAAGAAUUAACUAAAGAUUAUAAUUUUAAAUUAAACUCCUCAGAAGAUUUAAAAGAAACUAUCUUAAUGCGUAACCAACUUCCAGUAUUUACUAAGAAAAAUGAUAUAUUAGAUUUAAUAAGAGAAAACUCAAUAGUUAUUAUUCAAGGGAGCACUGGUUGUGGUAAAACUACUCAGGUUUGUCAAUUUAUACUCGAUGAAUACCUGCAAAAUAACAAAGGAGCAUACUGCAAUAUAAUUUGUACACAACCUAGAAAAAUAUCAGCCAUCUCUGUUGCUGAUAGAGUAGCUUUUGAAAGAAAAGAAGAUAUAGGUUUAAGUGUUGGUUACAGUGUCAGAUUUGAUAGCAUAUUUCCGAGACCUUAUGGAGCAAUUUUGUUCUGUACAGUUGGUGUAUUAUUACGUAAAUUGGAAAGUGGUAUGCGUGGCAUAUCACAUAUAAUUGUUGAUGAAAUACAUGAGCGUGAUGUAAAUAGUGACUUCCUCAUGGUUGUACUUAAAGAUAUGAUUUAUAACUAUCCUCACUUAAGAGUUAUUUUUAUGUCUGCCACUAUAAAUACUGAUAUGUUUUCUAAAUACUUCAAUUGUUGUCCAGUUAUUGAUGUAGAAGGAAAAUGCUAUCCUGUGAUAGAAUAUUUUCUUGAAGAUAUUGUUCAAAUGUUAAACUAUCAGCCAACUCCAGAUACCAAGAAACGCAAGAAUAAAGAUAAAGAUGAAGAAUCUGUUAUUGCUGCACAAGAUCUUGAGGAAAAUUGUAAUUUACUUGUAUCUGAUGACUAUCCUCCUGAUAUUAGAUCUAAAGUGGCAAUGAUUAGUGAAAAAGAUGUUGAUUUUGAAAUUAUUGAAGCAUUAUUAACAUACAUUGAAGUAGAAAUGAAUACACCUGGAGCGGUUCUAAUAUUUUUACCUGGUUGGAAUUUAAUUUUUGCGUUGCAAAAAUAUUUAACUCAGAGACAAUUUUUUGCAUCUUCAAAAUUUUGUAUAUUGCCACUCCAUUCGCAACUUCCUUGUGUUGAUCAACGUAGAGUCUUUGAACCUGUACCAUGUGGAGUACGCAAGGUGAUUCUGUCUACAAAUAUAGCUGAAACAUCAAUUACUAUUAAUGAUGUAGUAUUUGUUAUUAAUUAUGGCAAAGCAAAGAUAAAAUUAUUUACUACACAUAAUAAUAUGACUCAUUAUGCAACAGUUUGGGCAUCUAAGACAAACAUGCAGCAAAGAAAAGGUCGAGCGGGACGUGUUAAAGAUGGUUUUUGUUUUCAUUUAUGCUCAAAGGCACGUUAUGAUAAAAUGGAUGAUCAUAUUACACCAGAAAUUUUCCGUACACCUUUACAUGAAAUAGCUUUAUCUAUUAAGUUAUUACGACUUGGAGAUAUUGGACAAUUUCUUAGCAAGGCUAUUGAACCUCCUCCUAUUGAUGCUGUUAUUGAAGCCCAAGUGAUGCUUAAAGAAAUGAAAUGUCUUGGAACAAAUGAAGAGUUGACUCCACUUGGUCGUAUUUUAGCAAAAUUACCAAUUGAACCACGGAUUGGUCGCAUGAUGGUACUAGGAAAUAUCUUAUUGCUAGGUGAUGCUUUAGCUAUUAUAGCUGCUAUCUGUUCGAACAUGACAGAUAUAUUUGUGUUUGACCAUAGAAUGACACCAGCACAGCGUGCUUUUUCUGGUAACCGUUGUUCUGAUCAUUUGACUGUACUAAAUGCUUUCCAUCGAUGGCAAUCUUUAAUUUAUCGUAAUGUUGAUACAACAGAAUUCUGUGAACGUAAAAUGUUAUCGCAACCAUCAUUGACUACAACUGCAGAUGUUACGGAACAAAUAAAAGAUCUAUUUAUCAAACUUGGAUUCCCUGAAAUGUGUUUUGAAAGACUGAGAUUAAAUUUUGGAAACGAUGGAAUGCACGACGAUCCAGUAUUAGAUGUAAUAUCUGCUAUUUUAACAAUGGGAUUUUAUCCUAAUGUGUGUUAUCAUAAAGAAAAACGAAAGGUUUACACAACGGAAGGAAAGGCUGCACUUAUUCAUAAGACUUCUGUUAAUUGUAAUAAUGUUGUGGCAGGUUCUUUCCCAUCACCAUUCUUUGUAUUUGCAGAGAAGGUACGUACUAGAGCUGUAUCUUGCAAGCAAAUGACCAUGGUAACUCCUAUUCAUCUUCUAUUGUUUGGUGCGCGCAAAAUUGAAUAUGCGAAAGAAUUAGUUCAAUUAGAUAAUUGGAUAACUUUAAAAAUGGACGUUAAGGCUGCUUCUGCUAUUGUAGCUUUAAGACCAGCUAUUGAAAGUAUGAUUGUACGUGUAUCUGAAAAUCCAGAAUCAAUUACAACGUUAAGUGAAACAGAUAUUAAGCUUAUAAAUCUUUUAAAAGAACUAUGUAAUUUUAACUGUGGUAGAUUUAAUCUUUCACCAAUAUCGUUUGAUCAAAGUGAUAAUCAAAACUACAGAAGACAGUUUAAUCAAACAUCUAAUGACAAUUGUGAUACAUCAUACGGUAAAGUUCCACAUAUUAAUAAUUCCUACCCAAGUUAUAAUAAUUUUCAAAGAGGUGGUAGAGGACGUUAUAAUCAAGGAAGAGGUUACCAUGGAAGUCCUUCAUCAUUUGGUGAUGGAUAUAAUCAAAGAGGUUAUCAUGGCCGUGGUGGUUUUGUAAGAGGACGAGGUUUUAAAAGACAUAGUGGUGAGUAGUGACGCAGACUUUAGAAGAGAUUACUGAACCAGAUACUUGUAUAAUAUUUUUUUAUUUAUCUAAGCAAUUAUAUGAAUUUGGUUUUCAUUA
This is a messenger RNA of Aphis gossypii (cotton aphid), 4017 nucleotides long. It is a transcript of the gene mle, whose product is annotated as dosage compensation regulator. The transcript is spliced from 23 exons. Lineage: Eukaryota; Metazoa; Arthropoda; Insecta; Hemiptera; Aphididae. The coding region runs from base 219 to 3926 and encodes 1235 amino acids. Gene Ontology annotation, molecular function: 3'-5' DNA helicase activity; ATP binding; double-stranded RNA binding. The record is from RefSeq and is a predicted model, not a curated record. Gene Ontology annotation, cellular component: ribonucleoprotein complex; intracellular anatomical structure; nucleolus. Gene Ontology annotation, biological process: regulation of mRNA processing; positive regulation of transcription by RNA polymerase II.